Pygocentrus nattereri (red-bellied piranha) is the source of this 2771-nucleotide messenger RNA. Its product is annotated as tetratricopeptide repeat protein 39B-like. The coding region runs from base 92 to 1900 and encodes 602 amino acids. The transcript is spliced from 20 exons. The record is from RefSeq and is a predicted model, not a curated record. NCBI's taxonomy places the organism in Eukaryota, Metazoa, Chordata, Actinopteri, Characiformes, Serrasalmidae. Gene Ontology annotation, molecular function: protein binding.
UCCAGUCAGAAGGUCCUCGCCAAGCCUCAGUCCGCCUGACGAUCAGGACCGGGUCUUCUUGCGUUUUGACUGCGAGGACUUUUAUCUCAGAAUGGCUCGAGCAGACAGCGGAGGCUUGGACGUCACGGAGGUAAACCCAUGUAAAGUGAAAGAGGAGGGGCGGAGUGCUGUGCACACAGAAGAGAAUGGAUUCGAGGACAGUCUGGACCACAGCACAGAGAAGGGUCAGAUGGAUUUGAAGACUGCCUUAAAUGAAUGCUCAGUGGCUCUGAGUCUCUUUCUGAACAACAAGUUUUCUGAGGCUUUAGAUGUACUCCGACCGUGGAGGGAAGAGAGCGUGUAUCAUGCUAUGGGAUACAGCAGCAUCUUGGCCAUGCAGGCAGGAAUGACUUUUGAUCCCAAGGACAUGCAGUCAGCUAUAGUGGCUCUGCGAGACGCUCUCAACACAUGCCAAAGAAUGAGGAAAAGGAGCACGGUUCUGGAGGCAAUUUCUUACAUGGUGUACAAACAUGAACCCAGACAGUUGACUGAAGAGGAGAUGCACGCUGAGCUCUGCUAUGCAGAGUUGCUGCUGCAGAGGGCAGUUCUCACCUUUGUAGAGGAUGAAAGUAUGAUUGGCUUCCUCAAAGCUGGACUCAAAAUGAGAACAAGUUACCUGAUCUUCAAGGAGUGUGAGAGCAUGCUGGACCAGGCCAAAGACAAGGACACACACAUCCAUUUUGUUGGUGGUGUCAAUAUGGGGAUUGGAUCCUUUAACUUGAUGCUGUCUCUGUUCCCUGCCAGGGUUCUCAGGCUCUUGGAAUUUGUUGGUUUCUCAGGAAACAGAGAGGUGGGUUUGAAUCACCUGCACCAUGGUGUUGCAACCACCAGCCUCCGCUCCAUCCUCAGCACCUUCACCCUCCUCAUGUUCAACAUCUACAUCACGGUUAUUUUAGGUACUGGGGAGUGUAAUCUUGCUGAGGCAGAUGCUUUGCUUGAACCCUAUGCUCAAAAGUUCCCCACAGGUGCGCUCAUGCUCUUCUACGCUGCCCGGAUUGCAGUGCUUAAGGGAGACUUUGAGACGGCGCAGAGGAAGUUCCUGGAGUGCAUUGCGGUUCAGCAGGAGUGGCGUCAGAUCCACCAUCUGUGUUACUGGGAGCUGAUGUGGAUCCACUCAUUCCAGCAGGACUGGCUGGAGGCCUACCGCUAUGCUGACCUGCUUUGUAAGGAAAGCAAGUGGUCUCAGGCUGUCUAUGUGUUCCAGAAAGCCUCCAUUCUCAGCAUGCUUACAGCAGAAGAAGUGAAGAAGACGGGCGAGGAUGUAGUGGAGCUGUUCAGGCAAGUGGAAAGUCUGAGGUUGCGGUUUGCAGGAAAGUCUGUGCCCACAGAGAAAUUUGCUGCUCGGAAAGCCAGACGCUACAGCUCGCCCAACCCAAUAAAGCUGAUUGUACCAGCAUUGGAAAUGAUGUACGUGUGGAACGGAUUCACUAUUGUUGGUAAAAGGCCGGAGCUGACACAAAACCUCCUCGUCACCAUCGAGAAGGCUGAGGAGGACCUGAGAAAUGCUGGUAACCCGUCAGUAUACCACGCAGAUGACCAGAGUCUGAUUCAAAUGCUGAAAGGCCUCUGUCUGAGACAUCUGGGCCGUCUGGAGCAGGCAGAGCACUGCUUCAACUACGUUAUCUCCAGUGAGAAGAGUAUCAGUUAUGACCACUAUCUGGUGCCGUUUACUAUGUGUGAACUUGGUCUCCUCUACAAGCAGCAGGGAGCUGUAGAAAAAGCUGUUAUCCACCUUGAAAAGGCCAAGCUGAAUUAUAAGAACUACUCUAUGGAGUCCAGGCUGCAUUUCCGAAUCCAUGCAGCACUGACCAGUCUGGCUGAUGAGGAGAAAGUGGCACAAAAGCACAGCAUGACUGCUUAAGAUGACCCUGCAGAAGACUUGGAAUGCGUUUUUAAUGGAUCAAAACAUCGUUUGGUGAUCUUUUGGCCUUUGACUGCAUCAGGUCCGCUUUAUGUGAAAGAGUACGAGUUGCCUGAGGGUUUUUUUGUUGAAGGUUGAUGGGGGUUGAACUUUUAUUAAACACAAAGUCUAGGAUGGUACUCAAGAUAUUCCACUGAACACUGUUUUGUGCCUUUUCUUGCUUUUAACGCACGGCUCUGGAUGGAAAUGGCCUGUUCACCCUGGAUUUGUGAUGUCAUCCAAAGUUAAAAACAGUAAAUAUUGCACAAGUCAAAGUAAAUAUGUAUGCAUGUAUCUAUGGCUGGGCCAUCUUUCCUGGGAAAAAUAUUGGAAUGAUGUUGAUGUUGUAGUGUGCUUUCAUACCAUCCACGUGCCUGAAGUUCACAGCAUUAUUAGUCAAUAUGUGGACACACAGUAUAACGACUAACAUGGGCAAUUAAUUAUGGGCUAUUUUUAUUUUAUCAGGUUUUGUUCUAAUUGUCUUUCAUUCACUGAAAGCUGGCAGAGUUACGUCUAUAUAAUCUUUACUGUAGUCUGGUAAACUACAUUUCCAUAUCCAUUUGUCUCUUGUCCUCUACAUGGUAAUUCUUCAGCAUCUACACAUUGGCUUCUUGCUGAAAAUGUUUCUCUGUAUGCUACAAAAUAAUAAUUUCCUGUGUUGAUGUUAGCUGUGUGCUCCCGGAGAGCUGGCGGGAUCUCAGAAAUUGUUUCCAUCGUCAGAAGAGGGGCAGAACCCCCUGCUCAGGAUGCUUUAGUAGUACGUUAUAGAUCUAGAGAGAGAAAAGGGUUCUGCGAAAUCCCUUCUAGCAGAAUAAAUGGACAAUAAUGACUC